UCGUAAAGGAACACUACACAGUUCCCCACACACGAAUACUCCCAUCAUGUUGUUUCCAACCAUCUCUCGUGGCGUCUUACAGGUACUCACACCGCAGGCCCGUAUUGUCGGCACUCGUGCCUCGCACACUGCGGCGGCUGCGUUCGCGAGCAACACCCACGCACCGUGUUGGUCCUGGACGGAAUCUCUUUCGUUUGCGUCACCCGAAUCUGAUUUUACCAGCUCCCAGAGUCUACCCAGUGCGGGAUCCAAUGUUGCUACCGCGACACUUUCGUUUGCUUCUCCCGAAUCCGACUUUGUCGCGGCCUCACCAAUGAACAAUAGCAUUGGCGAGUCGUUCGUCCUCGAGAGCAAGAAGGAAACGAGCAGUGCUUUUGCAGCGGUGGCUGACCAGUCAGUUUGGUCGGGAGCCUUAUCCUUUGCCUCCCCCGAGUCUGACUUUUGCGCCAACGCCAGUCCACCAGCACGCAACGUUUCCCUCCCCCAGUCCUUCCGUGAAGCCUUACUGGAAGAGCACGCGGCUCUCGUGGUGACCACAGCAACAGCUCCGCAUCGGAUCGUUCACGUCAAUCACGCGUGGGAAGAUCUAUGCGGGUUCGACAAGAAGGAAGCCCUACACCGCUCGCUGAAUAUUUUGCAAGGUCCCGAUACCCGGGUGUCCCUGACGCAGCGGAUGGUGGAGCGCUUGCUGGCGACCCACGACCCCCAGGAAGUGUACGUGGUCAACUACAACAAGCAAGGUGAAGCGUUUACGAAUCAUUUGCGUGCGGGUUACAUUCAGGAAGAUAACGGGUUGGAGUUGUUGGUGGGGAUUCUCGAGCCGGUGCAGCGACAGGAUGUUCCCUUGCGAUUGGUGAGGGACUAAUACCAGAGAUGCCGUUUGGCAAAUUGUGUUGUACCCAUCCCGUAUAGAGGCCUUUUGCUUAUUGCAGCGGGUUGACCAAACGAUGCCCUGAUACCACUACUACUCUUGUGCAUAUAAAAAGACUAGAACACGACGAUUUUGUUGUUGU
Molecule: messenger RNA, 1013 nt
Organism: Phaeodactylum tricornutum CCAP 1055/1
Lineage: Eukaryota; Bacillariophyta; Bacillariophyceae; Surirellales; Neidiaceae
Exons: 2
Coding region: 47-865 (272 amino acids)
Biological process (GO): regulation of DNA-templated transcription
Source: RefSeq, a predicted model, not a curated record